Molecule: messenger RNA, 1059 nt
Organism: Rotaria sordida
Lineage: Eukaryota; Metazoa; Rotifera; Eurotatoria; Philodinida; Philodinidae
Source: the annotation of a GenBank genome assembly
AUGAUUACAUGUUUUGAAGAUCUUUCCAAUGAAAUUUUUUAUGAAUUAUUUGAUUUUUUUGAUAGUUAUGAUAUUUAUGAAAUAUUUUCUAAUCUUAAUAGUCGUUUUAAUCAUCUUAUUAUUCAUUCAUCUUUACCACUUAGACUUAAUUUCUCUUGUCUAUCUAAGACAAGUUUUCAACAUCGAUGCAAUACUAUUUUAAUGCCAAAUGUACAUCGUAUUAUAUCUCUUCAAUUUUCACAUCAUCUUAUUAUUGAUGAUUUCUUUACAUCAUUUUGUUUAGAUUCAUCGUUUAUUCGUCUUGAAAUUUUAAUUUUACAGAAUAUUAAAUCUGAUAAUUUAAUUCCUAUUCUUACUACUUUAGCUUUAUUACCACGUCUCUAUUCUCUUACUAUAACUAGUAUUGAAAAAAUACAAUCUUCAAAUGAUGUUUUUUGUUUAAUUAUUCGUCUACCUGUAUUGAAAUAUUGUAAAUUAUCAUUUGAAUUAUGGAAUCAACAUAUUAAUUUAUCAUUGAAUAAUAAUGAAUAUAGUUCUAUUGAACAUCUUAUUAUUAAUACAAAAUAUAAUCUUGAUCAAUUAAAUAAUUUUCUUAUUUAUACACCAAAUCUUCAUUGUUUAUCAUGUGAAAUAUCAACAUUAAAUAGUAAACAAAUUACUAUGUCUAUUAUAUCAAUGAAUUUAAUUAAUCUCUAUCUUAAAUUAGAAGAUACAUCAUUUGAUGAAUUUGAAUGGUUUAUUAUAUAUUUUUCACAUCAACUUAAAUUAUUACAUCUUUCUACUCAACGUGAUAUUGAAUUUUUAAAUGCUGAUCGUUGGGAACAAUUAAUAUUAUGUCAUAUGUUAAAUUUACGUAAAUUUAAUUUUCGACAUCAAAUAAUUAAUGAUGAAAAUAUUAUUAAUUAUCAUCGAUAUCAUUUAUUAAUUGAUAAAUUUAAAUCAUCAUUUUGGAUUGAUCGACAAUGGUUUUUUACACAUCAUCAUUAUAAAUCAAAAGAUUUUACUUCUUGGAUAAUAUUUUAUUCUAUUCAACCAUAUAGGUACAAAUAUAAAGGAUAG